AUGGCGUGAAGUUUAUUACCAGAAGGCUGGUGAAGUGUGUUUCGUGAACAUGGCAUCGUUAGUAGGAAUAGUAUUUUUGUGCAUCGCAACCGCUGUGAGGUGUACUGACUUCUCUGGGUAUCCAUCCGUGGUACACAAGGCAAAGCCAGUCCAAAUACGGAAGUUGUUGUUGGAGCAUCAGCUUCAACUAAGCGAGCACCGUGAGGAGACUGUCCGAAACCAAGUAGACACCAACAACAGUUUGAAUACACUGCGUGACGCAAUACUCGAUCUGCAGUCCUACAUGCCGUUCCGAUCGUGCAAAGAAGUACCGAAGAAAGUCUCCGGAGUAUAUUCUAUUCGGUCGGAUUAUCAAAGCAGCCCCUUUCCGGUAUACUGCGAGCAGAUCAACUUUGGUGGAGGCUGGUUGGUUAUAAAGAACCGAAUCAACGGAUCGCUGGACUUCAAUCGCAGCUGGACCGAGUAUCGGGAUGGUUUUGGUGACAUUGAGCAAGAGUUUUGGAUCGGACUGGAACGGCUAUAUCGGCUGACAUCGAGGCAUCCCUACGAACUGAUUAUUGAACUGGCAAAGCGCGACGAUGAGCAGAAAUAUGCACACUACGCAGGAUUCAAGAUCGGCAAUGAGACUGAAAAAUACAUACUGAAAACCAUAGGACCGUACAACGGAACUGCUAAGGAUUUUCUAACACACCUGCAAUAUAUUGAAUUCUCAACGUACGACCGCGAUAAUGACAAUUCUGCCAAAAGUAAUUGCGCUGGAAGUAAUAAACUGGGCUGGUGGUUCGAUAGAUGUGGUUUACCGGAAUCGGAUAGCUCGUGCGAUUUCAGGAAAGGAUGCGAUAUCAUACGCUACUAUCGAGAAACGAUCUAUUUAAGAAUAAUGAUUAGACCAAUAUAAUAAUUGAUUCGUUCGUUUGCCCAAAUCCAAACCCCAAUUUUAAUUUGGAACCAUUCAACUUCCUGAUACGUUUGAGGUCAUUCUCGUUAAAUAUGUGUUAGAAAUUACGAAAUGUAGAACUUCCUUCAAAUAAACUACCGUUCAA
This is a messenger RNA of Anopheles bellator, 1043 nucleotides long. RefSeq names its product fibrinogen-like protein 1. Bases 50 to 898 code for a protein of 282 amino acids. The transcript has a single exon. NCBI's taxonomy places the organism in Eukaryota, Metazoa, Arthropoda, Insecta, Diptera, Culicidae. The record is from RefSeq and is a predicted model, not a curated record.